Molecule: messenger RNA, 1023 nt
Organism: Penicillium cinerascens
Lineage: Eukaryota; Fungi; Ascomycota; Eurotiomycetes; Eurotiales; Aspergillaceae
Exons: 3
Coding region: 1-1023 (340 amino acids)
Source: RefSeq, a predicted model, not a curated record
AUGCCUCCGGGCGUAAUGAAUUAUGUGUUUGUGUCUCCCUGUACCUUUUGUCGGAGAAACGCGAGAAAACCAGAAUGGCGGGCCGAGACGCGAACCUCUGAACCGCCUGACCGCGACGAACACGAAAAGUCACCGCCACGAGUAUUGAGACCGAGACGCACCACCAGACCGCCUAACAACUAUGGCCAAGAGCAAGAAAUCGACAUCCAGCAGAUAAAUGCGCGUUCGCAGCAGCAGCAGAAGAAGAAGACACUGGGCAAGCCAGUAACCCAACGGGAAACGGUAACGUCGGACUCCUCGACGGAGAGUGAGGACCCGAACGCCUCUGAACUUAUACGAGAGCUCGUCAACCUCAGGAAAGACAUCAAACUGCGAGAUGAAUUGCGCAAAGAAGAGCUGCGGAAGGCUAAGGAAGAAUUCAGCGCCGCCCUCGCAGAAGUGCGACACGAGCUACAGAUCCUGACAGAUAGACCAUUGGUAUCGCAAUCCGAGGCAUGCUCUCAGACUGGCCUCGAUGACAUCCUACGCGAAAUUCAAACCCUACGUGACGCAAUUAGCACUCCCGCCCUCACAGGCUCCCCGUCCUACGCAGAUGUCGCCCGUAUUCCUCGACUCAGUCACCCGAGCAACAUACGGACUCUUUCAACGUCGAACACGACACCGACCACCUUCACCGAUACGCUAUACUGCACGAUAGACACCUCAAAGAUGACCGAAAGCGAAACCGAGCACCAGCCGGUCAAGAAAGUGGCGGAAACAAAGAUCGGUGCGGGAGCCCGGGUGCUUCGGGACGAGCUCUACCCGAUCAAGGUCGACAGCGUCAAGAGGGCUGCAGUACUGGAUGACAACCAUGACAUCCUGUCAGGAGCGGCGGCAGCCCUCGGUGAGGAGAACGAGACUACUGUCGCCAAAAUGACGUGGCUUAGCAGCAAGGAAGCCGCGAAGCCAUAUGGGUCAAUGGUCGUGUACCUAACCAAAGGCGCUGACGCGCGGAGGCUCCUGGCCGAGGGAUAUAUCCUGUGA